AUGUCCCAGACUUCCUUCGCGCUGCCCGCUCGCCAGGUCACGUUCGGCGCCGGCCGUUCGCAGUACCAGCAGCAGCAGGCCCAGCAGGCGCAACAGCAGGCCCAGGCCGCCCAACAGGCCCAGCAGCAGCAGCAACAGGCCGCCAGCCAGUACUACCGCCAGCCCGCGCCUACCGGCGGGCUCGCGCUUCCGGGCCCCGGCCCGGCCACCCAGGCCGCCGCGUCAAAGGCGGCCACCACCCAGCCAGCGUCGUACGCCACGCCCGGCGCCCUCGCCGGCCCGUCGACGCCGGCCGCCACCGCUGUCCCGGCAACGCCCGCGCCGUUGACGCUCGAGCAGCAGCACAUCACCGCCGUCGAGGGUAUCGUGCCCACGCUCCAGAACAUCGUGGCUACCGUCAACCUCGACUGCCGACUGGACCUCAAGACGAUCGCCCUCCACGCCCGCAAUGCAGAGUACAACCCCAAGCGUUUCGCCGCCGUGAUCAUGCGUAUCCGUGAUCCGAAGACGACGGCGUUGAUCUUCGCCAGUGGCAAGAUGGUCGUCACGGGCGCGAAGAGCGAGGACGACUCGAGGCUGGCGAGCCGCAAGUAUGCGCGUAUUGUGCAGAAGCUUGGGUUCGACGCCAAGUUCUCCGAGUUCAAGAUCCAGAACAUUGUCGGCUCUUGCGACGUCAAGUUCCCGAUCCGUCUCGAGGGCCUUGCAUACUCCCACGGACAGUUCAGCUCUUACGAGCCUGAGCUGUUCCCUGGUCUGAUCUACCGCAUGAUCAAGCCCAAGGUCGUGCUCCUCAUCUUCGUCUCUGGCAAGAUCGUCUUGACCGGUGCAAAGGUCCGUGAAGAGAUCUACACCGCGUUCAACACGAUCUACACUGUGCUCUGCGAGUUCCGCAAGCCCUAG
Messenger RNA from Peniophora sp. CBMAI 1063, 900 nucleotides. The record is from the annotation of a GenBank genome assembly. NCBI's taxonomy places the organism in Eukaryota, Fungi, Basidiomycota, Agaricomycetes, Russulales, Peniophoraceae.